CUUCUGUUACCCAGCAUGCACAGCGGCUGCUGGGGGGGGAAAGCUCUCACCCAACGCUUGAAGCCUGCUACUUGCUAGCUAGCACAGUCAUUUCAUCACGAAAAAUAGAGGUGGGGUAUUAGAGGAUAAACCUGCAUAUUUUAACCGAUAUGCCUCCGAAGAAACCCGCUCAACCUACAGGUGGUAAGAAAACUCAAGAGAAGAAAAAGGAAAAGAUCAUUGAAGACAAGACCUUUGGCUUGAAGAACAAAAAGGGUGCAAAACAACAGAAGUUUAUCAAAACUGUCACACAUCAAGUGAAGUAUGGACAACAGAAUCCUCGGCAGGUUGCUGCUGGAGAGGCGGGCAAAAAGAAAGAUGACAAGAAGAACAUAUCUGAGCUGAAUGAACUCUUUAAACCUGUAGUCGUUCAGCAGAAAGUCAGCAAAGGCGUGGACCCCAAAUCAGUGCUCUGUGCUUUCUUCAAGCAAGGACAGUGCACUAAAGGGGACAAGUGCAAGUUUUCCCAUGACUUGACCAUAGAGAGAAAAUGUGAAAAGCGCAGCUUGUACGUUGAUGAACGAGAUGAAGACCUUGAAAAAGAUACCAUGGAACACUGGGAUGAGAAGAAAUUGGAGGAGGUUAUCAAUAAGAAGCACGGCGAGGCGGAGAAGAUCAAGCCCAAUACCAAGAUUGUGUGCCGAUAUUUCCUGGAUGCCAUAGAGAACAAUAAGUACGGUUGGUUCUGGGUCUGUCCUGGCGGAGGAGACUCCUGUAUGUACCGCCAUGCCCUCCCUGUUGGGUUUGUGCUCAAGAAAGACAAGAAGAAAGAGGAGGAGAAGGAGGAAAAGAUUUCACUAGAGGAACUGAUUGAAACUGAGCGAGCUGCCCUGGGACCAAAUGUCACCCGUAUCACCCUGGAAACAUUCUUGGCCUGGAAGAAGAGGAAACGGCAAGAGAAGAUCUACAGAGCUGAGCAGGACAUGGAGAAGAAAAAGGCUGACUUUAAAGCCGGCAGGUCACUGGGGGUCAGUGGACGUGAAGUCUUCGAGUUCCGCCCUGAGCUGGUUGACGACGACGAUGAUGAGGCUGAUGAUGCCAAGUACGAUACCAAAAACGGUGAUGAUGAUGGCGAUGAAGAAGACGUCAUUCAGGAGGUGCAAGAGCCCGAGUCGUUCCAGGACAUUGACAUUGCCCGGUUUGUUCCCCAAGAAGUUGACCAUGCUGGCAUCACAAUUGCAGCAGCGGACCGCUUCAAGGCAAAGACCCUGCCAGCUAGUGAGACAGACGACAACAAGCUCAGUGAGGCUUCAGGCGGAGCGGAGGUCAACGGUGAGCUCAGCGAGGACCAGACGCUGGAGGACGAGGCAGAGGACGUCCCCGUGGACGAGAACCUCUUCACGGGAGAGGACCUGGACGAGUUGGAGGACGAGCUGAACACACUGGACCUGGAGGAAUAAGAACCGAGGCAGGAGCCUGGGGGAGUAGGGGUUGGGGGACUGGUCAGCUGCGUUUUCAUGAACUACACAACACAAGGCUUUUGACGUGAACGAAAACAGUGUCUUCACAAAAUCAAACAACAACAACAACAACAACAACAACAACAACAACAACAACAGUCUCUCCACAUUGGAAUUUGUGCAGCCUACAAUCCUUUUGUCUACUCAAAAAAACAAAGAGAAAAAAAGGAAAAAAGCAAUUAAAUAAAUCCCUGGAUUCUUCAAGAUUUGUUUUUUUUGUUUUUGCGAAGUGUGCAGAGAUAAAUGAGAUCAGAAUAAGUCAUUUUAUUUUUUUUUUAUUAUUUGGUUCCCCCAAGCAGGCAUUGUCAAAACCAAUCUGGCCUUAUCAGAACAGUCAGGCGAAGUCCCUGACACAUUUUAAAAUUCACCAUGAAUCUGAGAUGGAAAUAAAUUCAAAAAUAAAAGAUUUAUUUUGGGUUGAUUUGGUAGCAGUUUGUUAUAAUAGGUUUUUUAUAAUAGGUGACAACAGUUUGAUUUAGGCCAACGGUCUGCAUUGAAAGUACCAGAUCAUCUUCCGAUCACAACUUGUAUUUCUGGAUUUAAAAGCACUUGGGAUUGGGUGUGGAAGUGCUUAUUGCAAUACAAAACAAACUUGUUUUUCCAUUGCUACUUUCAUUUCUGAGUUAUAUCUAAAGUGCAUGCCUGUAUCAGGAUAAGAAUGUAUAUGGUGAACAUGUUUAAUGCCGACAUUCUAGUGUUGAACACACACUUCUUGACACGACCGGGCAAAAAAAAGAAACAAGCUCCAUCUCUGUCGCUCUGUCAGUUUGUCUGUACAAGCAGUCCCUGUAGUAGAGCAUGACCUCAUAAGGAACAGUCCAUCUCAGAGGAGGAAGCUGGCAAACAGAUAUCAUAAAAAGACAACUUUGCUGCUCAGGUUUGGCUGCUAUGCUGCUGAAUGGAAGUAUACCUGCGUAAGGCUAUAAGUCGCAGAAUAGAGGGAGAGAGAGAGAGGCUGGUAAGUUGGAUAUGUCUGUGUGUGUCCCCUUGUGUACCGGAUUGUUUUAUUCACCCUUUCACCAACAUGCCAAGAUAAAUUGUAAAUAAAAGGAUAUCAGAUAUUGA
Messenger RNA from Alosa alosa (allis shad), 2564 nucleotides. It is a transcript of the gene zc3h15, whose product is annotated as zinc finger CCCH-type containing 15. Gene Ontology annotation, cellular component: cytosol. The record is from RefSeq and is a predicted model, not a curated record. The transcript has 10 exons. Gene Ontology annotation, molecular function: mRNA binding; metal ion binding. Gene Ontology annotation, biological process: cytoplasmic translation. Lineage: Eukaryota; Metazoa; Chordata; Actinopteri; Clupeiformes; Clupeidae. The coding region runs from base 150 to 1439 and encodes 429 amino acids.